GGAAGGCGAAGCGGCGCGACGUCGCGCUUCGAGCUUAUAUGUGUUUACGGCUUCGAGACGAGAUAUCAGUAGCGGUGCGGAAGCCUUGCAAGCAUCGUCGAUAACGAUGAGUCGAGCGGUUAUAUUUGCGCUCUUCUGCGCUGUGCUGUGCUCUUGUUACGGGUCAUGCGUCGCCUACGUAUACGAAGAUUGCGGCUCGACGCUAGGCAAGUUCUCGGACGUUUCAGUUACGGGAUGUCAAACAACGGACGAAAACUGCGCCUUAAAACGUGGCACUAACGCGACGAUAUCAAUAAAAUUUAAACCGAAUGCGCACAUCUCACAAGUUCUAAUACGUGUGUAUGGCGUGAUGCUCGAUAUUCCCAUACCUUUCCCGUUGGAUAAACCGGAUAUGUGCAAGGAUCCCGACUGCGGAGUGAAAUGUCCUCUGGAAAAAGAUCAGGAGUACACGUACACGACUACGAUGUAUGUGCAGAGGAAGUUCCCCUCGGUAAAUGUGUACAUUAAGUGGGAAUUUGUGGACGACAAAGAAAAUAAAAUAGUGUGUGUAAUAUUUCCUGCCAGAAUUACAACAUAGAGAAAACAUAUCAAAUAUAUUUAGAUUGAUUUGAUGUAAAAGAUUGCGAAAAGAACUGAAUCAAUGUUUUUUAUAAUUUAUAACUUUCUUGAUCCUUAAAAAAAAUCUUCGAGUUUUCUCUCAAGUUGUCUUUUCGACAAAUCAAAAUGUAAUAAUAAAAUUGAUUUAAGAUAU
Messenger RNA from Dinoponera quadriceps, 751 nucleotides. RefSeq names its product protein NPC2 homolog. NCBI's taxonomy places the organism in Eukaryota, Metazoa, Arthropoda, Insecta, Hymenoptera, Formicidae. The coding region runs from base 107 to 577 and encodes 156 amino acids. The transcript is spliced from 4 exons. Gene Ontology annotation, molecular function: sterol binding. Gene Ontology annotation, biological process: intracellular cholesterol transport. The record is from RefSeq and is a predicted model, not a curated record.